Molecule: messenger RNA, 726 nt
Organism: Lactuca saligna
Lineage: Eukaryota; Viridiplantae; Streptophyta; Magnoliopsida; Asterales; Asteraceae
Source: the annotation of a GenBank genome assembly
AUGAUCCCAAAGACAGACUUGGAUAGUGGAUUGUUACCCCUUGGCACCGAUCUGGAAGUCAUUCAGGUGGCAAGGUAUGUGCCUAAUCAUAAGGAAAUUAAUUUGUGCAUUGAGCAUGGGAAGACUAGAGUAGUCCCUUACUUUAAGUCCCCAUUGAAGGUUCGUAUUGAGGAAGUUCAUGGGGAUCAUUCUCCUGAAAUGGAUAGGUUGAUCGAGAGAGUGAUCCCUUUAGGGGGGGGGGUACGGUUUGAGGAUAAACAAGGUAAAAGAGUUAUUAACACAGGGGAUGAUCACCAACCAAAAGGGGAUGUUGAUCCAGUGGAUGAUUAUGAGGUAAUGAGGGAUGUAGACGCAGAAUAUGGUGGGCCAAAAAAUCUACACGAUGUUGAAUUUUUUGAGGAUGAAUACAGUGAAAGUAAGGAAAGUGUUAGUGAGGGUGCUUGGAGUGAGGAUAGUAGGAGUAAGGAAUCACACAACGCUGCUGCCCCAUCGCCGAUCUCGUACACCCACAAGUUUCGCACGGCUUCUGAUAUGAAUCCCACCUCCAUGAAAUCGACUCCCACCGCCGAACUACGACCUCCGACGGCAAGCUCCGGCAUCGCUGGUUCCAACCUCGAAAGCGCUGCUCUUGCCAGCGAUGGUUCCGCCCUCAACGACGAUGGGCUCCACCAUACGGUCUCCGAUCUCCUUCAAUGGUCGGGUACGAAGUUGCUAAAAUCACUCUAG